Ambispora leptoticha is the source of this 278-nucleotide messenger RNA. The record is from the annotation of a GenBank genome assembly. Lineage: Eukaryota; Fungi; Glomeromycota; Glomeromycetes; Archaeosporales; Ambisporaceae.
UUAUAUCAUCCUGGACUCACAUAGAUAUUUUACCAGUUUUCCUACUCUUAGUUACUGAGACAUAUACUAUAGAAGAAAUUGAAAUGGUUAAAAGAGGAAUAACAGAUCUUAUUCAGCAUUUGCUAAUAAAUGAACCAAUUAAUAUAGAAGAGUAUAUAGAUAUUGAUAGAAAUGAAGAAAUUUAUUUCUCUACUGAUAAAAAUAUUUUAUUUCAGAAGAUUGUAGAUAUGAUUAAUCGUAUUAAUACAUUAGAAGAGGAAGAAUCUUCUGAAAAAUAA